AGUCUCUUCUUCUGACCUGCCGGAAGAUUUUUUUUUUCAUCCUUUUCUCUCUAGGCUGCCAUCUCCCUCCAAACACAUUCACCUUCUGACUAGCCUGGGAGUGUGUUGGAUGCACAGAUGAAGCUGUUUUUGGUGCCUCAGUCCUCCCAGAGCGCCUAUAAUCUGUAGCCCAACAAGACUUUUGAAGGGGAUUGGACUCGCACCCCCUCGUGCCGUGUCGUGUGCUUACAUCCCCCGUCUUUCUCUUUGUUAUCCAUCCUCCACUGCCUGCCUCUGGAAGUGCAGCAAAUGAAGGACAUUUAGGCACUGUAUUUGUCUCUCCAGAAGCCUAGAUUUGAGUACCUCAGUUGAUCCUGUCAUGGUCUCCCUCGCAAGUGCUCCGUGUGGCCCAGUGACGGGACCCAAGACUCCCUCUAAAAUGCUGGCGGCGUCUUCGCCAGUGCCGAUAUUGAAGACAUCUAAAACACCAAACUCUACGGCCGGGGUAAAACACAAAAUGGAGGAGUUGGAUCUGUCGCUGUCUCCCGCGUCGUCCAUCGCGUCCGACGUCGAGGAGCCGCCCAGUCCACGGAAGAAGGCUCGGGUCCAGUUUGACGAGGAUGUGGAGAUGCGAGAGAUUCCAUACGUCGAUAAAGCACAAGGAACACAAACCGCGGAUAAAAGUGCGGCUGUGGUGCGCGAAGAAGUGCGAAGGGCGGUCCAUAGGCAUGUCUCGGGCGGCGAUAGUGAAGCCUAUGAUCGCGUGAAGGAGAUCUUCACCAUCGAUCCCCGACGCCGGGAGAAGAAUGGCAUGGUAGCAAUGAAUGUACCUACUCAUCAUACCUUGAAACAUCAUCUUAUGGGGCUUCUGUCAAAUGUGGCGUCUUUGGAUCGCAGCUGCAACGGGCUGGUCCAGGCUGUUCUGAAUAGUGAGUGGCUCGGUCGCGAUGAGUCGUACGUGAAGCUGUACAUUCGCUUCCUGGGUAAUCUUUCUGCGGCCCAGGGAAGCUAUCUGGGGUCUGUGCUGAAGAUGCUUGCCAACCACUUGGGGGAGCUCCCCAAGGGCUCCGGCAAAGUGCCGGGGUAUCCACUUGUCCAUGCCUCCGAGGUCUACACCCGAGUUCAUAUGGCGCUUCGCCAUGUAAUGCAGCUGGUUCCAUCGGGGAGCGGGUCUCUCUCACCGAUUUUGUCUUCGCAAUUCCCCUUUGAUACCGACUCCGCCAGAGCCAACAUCGCAUACACGCAAAAUAUCAUCCGGAUCAUCAGCUACACCCCCGAACUGCAAGCAGAUAUCCUUGCUCUCGUGACCGAGAAGCUCGUCAAGAUCGAUGUACAGAUCCAAGUGGAUAUGGAAGACCUCGAAGACGACGAGGGGGAGGACGUUCUACACGACAUUUCCCCCGAGGCUGUGAUGUAUGGAGAAGACCCCGAUGAUGACGACGAUAAUGCAUCCGUUCUCAGUGACGAUUCCGUCGACGAAGAAUCCCGACGAGUGAAAAAUAUCAAGGAAAAUAUUCUCAAACUUGAUGGCAUGAUUGAUACCCUGUUUGAAUACUACGCGCCGCCUUUCACGUCGGGCACCAUCGAUGAUAAGGAGAAUGCGCUGGACCUUCUCCUCAGCCAUUUCCAGACCAUCAUCCUUCCUACCUACCGCUCCCGCCACUCCCAGUUCCUCCUCUUCCACUUCUCCCAAUGCUCCCCGAUCCUGGUCGACCGCUUUGCAGCCACCUGCGUCCAGAUUAUCUUUAACAAAGCCCAACCCGCCAUCCUGCGGCAAUCUGCCGCGGCCUACCUCGCCAGCUUCGUCGCCCGCGGCGCCCACAUUUCCGGCGAGGUGGUACGCGAUGUGUUCGACCUGCUCGGCACGCAUCUGAACAACCUUCGCAUGGACUACGAGGCCAGCUGCCGUGGGCCGGACCUCCGCCGCUUCGGCCCCUUCUACUCCACCGCCCAAGCCCUCCUUUACAUCUUCUGCUUCCGCUGGCGCGAUCUCACGACGGCGGCUAUCGACGGCGACUCGCUGGACCAAAUCGACGACCUCGAACCGGAAGACAUUAUCUUCCCGCCCAAUGUCAAAGACGUUCUUCACAGCGCGAUCCAUUCCAAACUAAACCCACUCAAAGUGUGCUCCCCGGCCAUUGUAUCCCAGUUCGCCCGGAUGUCGCAGCACUUCAACUUCAUUUACGUCUUCAGCAUCCUCGAGACCAACAAGCGUCUCCGCAUGUCGGCUUAUCGCAACCUUGCUGCGCUGGCUGACCCGCGCUUUAGCCAAGUCGAGCGCGAGACCCGCGCCGGGGAUGAUCUCGGCUAUCAGCUGGAUGCGUAUUUCCCGUUUGAUCCUUACCAGCUGCCCCGGAGUCGGCGCUGGCUGGAGGGGGAUUAUGUGCACUGGCGGGGGAUUCCCGGUCUUGACGAUGACCGGGAGGCGGAUGACAGUGAAGUGGAUGAGGGCGAAUCCGAUGAAGAUGAAGAUGACGGAGACGAUCUGAGUGAGGGAACAGAAACGGAUGACGAAAUUUAAUGUAUGAUGAUAUGAUGUUAAAAAAAAAAAAUUGGAAAUAUGAAAACAUGAAAUAUAUCAAAUAAUAUUUAUCUUCUA
Messenger RNA from Aspergillus ochraceoroseus IBT 24754, 2578 nucleotides. RefSeq names its product rDNA-binding RNA polymerase I transcriptional factor. Gene Ontology annotation, molecular function: RNA polymerase I core binding; RNA polymerase I general transcription initiation factor activity. Bases 497 to 2500 code for a protein of 667 amino acids. Gene Ontology annotation, biological process: transcription initiation at RNA polymerase I promoter. The record is from RefSeq and is a predicted model, not a curated record. Gene Ontology annotation, cellular component: nucleus. The transcript has a single exon. NCBI's taxonomy places the organism in Eukaryota, Fungi, Ascomycota, Eurotiomycetes, Eurotiales, Aspergillaceae.